Molecule: messenger RNA, 2067 nt
Organism: Talaromyces marneffei
Lineage: Eukaryota; Fungi; Ascomycota; Eurotiomycetes; Eurotiales; Trichocomaceae
Exons: 2
Coding region: 1-2067 (688 amino acids)
Biological process (GO): putrescine transport; spermidine transport; urea transmembrane transport
Cellular component (GO): plasma membrane
Molecular function (GO): spermidine transmembrane transporter activity; urea transmembrane transporter activity; putrescine transmembrane transporter activity
Source: RefSeq, a predicted model, not a curated record
AUGUCGACAAGUGCAGAUGUUUUCCAAAUCGCCGCCCCCCUCUCUGCAGGGGUGGGCUAUGGCAUCGUUGUGGGCGUCGGUGCCCUCUUUGCCAUUGGCAUGUCCUUGACCUCCUGGUUGCUAAGUACCUACAUGAAUGAGAUCCAAGAUUCCGAAAUGUUCAUGACGGCUAAACACUCGGUGAAGGCAGGUCUAACUGCCUCCGCUGUUGUUUCAUCUUGGACUAUCGCCACUACACUACUCACUAGCACUACCUAUGGCUAUAGCUAUGGCGUCUCUGGUCCUUUCUGGUAUGCAGCCGGAGCCUGUGUUCAAAUUCUUCUUUUCUCCGUCGCAGCUGUAGAGCUGAAGCGAAAGGCUCCGAAUGCACAGACGUUCUUGCAGGUCAUCAAAGUGCGGUAUGGAAGUGCUGUCCAUAUCCUUUUUACGUUGUAUUCUGGCGUGUAUCAAAUCAUCACGACUGUGAACCUCCUGGUCGGUGGUUCUGCAAUUUUCGCCGCCGUCACCGGCACCAACCGAGAUGCCAUCUGCUACCUUUUCCCUAUUGGAGUGGUUAUCUAUACCUUGAUGGGCGGUAUCAAGGCCACCUUCAUCACCGAUUGGGUUCACACAGUUCUCAUCUACAUCAUCAUGCUUGUGUCGCUAUUCGUGUUUUACACUACCUCUGAUAUUGCAGGAUCUCCAACUCGAGUUUGGGAGCUUCUUCAAGAGGCCGCCACUCUUCACCCCGUAGCUGGAAAUGCGAACGGUCAAUAUCUCACCAUGCGAUCCGAAGAAGGAGGCUAUGUUGGCCUGGUGUUCAUCGGAGCAGGAUUCGCAGCAUGCGUCGACAGUCAACUUUUCCAGAAAGCGAUCGCAUCCGAUCCGCGCACAACGUCGUUGGGCUAUAUUAUUGGCGGUCUUUCCUGGUUCACCAUACCAUUCGUUUUAGCAAGCACAUAUGGACUUGCUGCUGCAGCUUUAGAGCAUCUACCUAGCUGGCCAACAUACCCAAACAGGAUGAAUGCAUAUGAAACCGCAUCGGGUCUCGCAAUGCCCUACGCAGCCAUAGCACUCAUGGGCAACGGCGGUGCAGUAGCAGUUUUACUUAUGAUAUUCAUGGCAGUUACGAGCGCAAUGUCAUCCGAAACUGUUGCGACAACUGCACUCGUGACUUACAAUAUCUACCAAGCCUACAUCAAGCCUGACGCAACCGGUCGACAGCUUCUUUACUUUUCGCACUUUAUUACAGUCGGGUUUGCCAUUUUUUGCUCGUCUAUUGCCGUUGCGUUCAAUCAUGGAGGUUUUAGCGUUGGAUUUCUUAUCACUGCCAUUGGUAUCUUCGUUGACAGUGCCAUCGUCCCCAUGGCUUGUACCAUUAUGUGGAGAAAGCAGUCUCGUAUCGCAGCCUUUGUGGUGCCUGUGAUAGGUUCUAUAGCUGGAAUCAUCGCAUGGUUUACCCUUACGUAUACUACCUAUGGAGUCAUUACUAUCGAUACACUGAGUGGAAACCUCCCUCUGGUGGCUGGAAAUAUCGUCGCCUUGGGAUCGCCCCUGAUCUUGACCCCUCUCGUCACAUAUAUCAGCCCAGAGAACUUUGACUGGAAUAUCCUUAAGGAGGAGCUCAAACGCGGUACAGACGAGAACAUAACCGUUAGUGCCACAAGCCCGGAACACGCUGCAGCACUAAUUCAAGAGGAGAGACGCGAGGAAGAGGAGAACGAAAAGUCUCUGAUAAAGGCCCGAAAUCGCUCCCUGUUCCUUGGAUGGUUCCUCACUAUCUCGUUAGUUAUUCUCUGGCCUAUUCCUAUGUAUGCAUCAAGCUAUAUCUUUAGCCCGAAAUUCUUCACUGGCUGGGUUGCUUUCCUGUUUAUCUGGGCUUUCCUUGCUACGGGUGUUAUUGUCUUCCUACCGAUUUGGGAGGGCUAUGACGCCAUGAUGCUGGUUUUCAAACACAUGAUGGGCAAGGGACAGAAAGCUCAGGGUCGGAGCGUAGUGACUAUUACUCGUGAAGGUCUUGAGGAAGCAUCUGACGCUUCAACUGAGAGAACCAAGCCCUAUUCGGAGAAAGAGAAGGAUUAUCCUUGA